UUUGCUGUGGCGAAUUAGAUGUUUGUUGUUAUCAGCGUCUAAAAUUAUUUUAUAUUUAACAUGAAGAUUAGCAACAUUCAGGUCUUACUAGGGUUUAUUAUCACUCUUCUUACAAUCACAAAAGUGACAGGAGAAAUUCUUAGCAAUGGUUUUGGAAGCAGUAUCGACUGGAAGUCACUUGAUGAAACUGUGAUGCGUAUAAGUAAAAAACCCAAAAUGUUGAUCAUACAUAAAAGUUGGUGUAAAGCUUGCGUAGGUUUAAAAGAGCAGUUUUUGUCAUCAGACGAAAUUGAAGAACUCAGUCGUGAGUUUGUGAUGAUCAACACCAAUGAUGAAAUAGCAAGCCAAAAAGAAGAGUACGAUAUUGAUGGAAAAUAUGUACCGAGAAUUUUCUUUUAUGGUAAAAAUGGAAAAUUUCUUAGAAACAUAAUGAAUGAAAAGCGAGAAAAAUACCAGUAUUUUUACAGCAAAGCUGAAGAUGUUAUUGAGAGUAUGAAGGCUGUUAUUGAACAAGAAAAAAACAUUUCACUUGACCGAGGUUAUAAUAAAAACAUAAAUUGGACGACAAUGGCUAACGCCGAAGUUGAAUCUAGAAAAAGUGGAAAGCCAAUCAUGGUUUUAAUUCACAAAUCCUGGUGCAGUUCGUGCAAAAUUUUAAAACCACAGUUUGCUGCAUCAAAAGAAAUCGAAGAACUGAGUAAAAACUUUGUUAUGGUCAACACAGAGGAUGACGAAGAACCAAAAGAUAAAGCAUAUGCUGUUGAUGGUGCAUAUAUUCCUAGAAUUUAUUUCGUUGAACCUAGUGGUAAAGUGAUGGAUCAUAUAUGGAACAAAGGAACAUCCUUCCCCGACACCAAAUACUAUUAUGGAGAACCAAAAAACAUUGUACGCAGUAUGAAGGAAGUCAUGAAAAUGGAAUUUAGUUCCAACAAUCUUCACAGAGGACUUGGUGAAAAAUUUAACUGGUUCACAUUUAAAGACGGCAUAGAGGAAUCUAGAAAAAGUGGCAAACCAAUGAUGCUUAUCAUUCAUAAAACUUGGUGUGGUUCUUGUAAACAGUUAAAACCAAAAUUUGCUGCAUCUGAUGAAAUACUGAAUCUAAGCAAACAUUUUGUCAUGGUUAACACUGAGGAUGAUGAAGAACCAAAAGACAGUAAAUUUAUAAUUGACGGUGCUUACAUUCCAAGAAUAUUGUUUGUCGAACCAAGUGGUCGUGUCAUGGACGAAGUAUGGAAUGAAGGAACAGCUUAUCCUCACGUGAAGUAUUAUUAUGGAGAAGCAGAUGAGAUUGUUCGAAGUAUGAAAAUUGUUAUCGAAAAAGAGGAAAAAUCCACCAAAUUGCACAAUGGAUGGGGAGAGAAAAUAAAGUGGGAAAAUUUGGAAAGUGGAUUGAUUUUGUCUAAAGAAAGAAAUAUUCCGAUGCUAUUGAUUAUUCACAAGUCUUGGUGUAAAGCUUGCAAAAUCCUAAAGUCCUAUUUUUCCAAGUCGAAGAAAAUUCUUGAACUUAGUUCCAAAUUUGUUAUGGUGAAUGUCGAGGAUGAUGAAGAAAAGUUGGGAGAUGAUUUUGAUGUUGAUGGUGCUUAUGUUCCACGCCUAUACUUCUUUGAUCCUCGGAAUGGAAAAAUAAUGGAAGAGUUUUACAACGAAAGCCCUGAAUAUAAGGAUGACUUCAUUUAUUCAUAUGGAAAUGCUGAGCAAGUUGUUACAACUAUGAAAAAAGUUUUGAAAAGACAAGAAACCGUUGAAAAUGAUCGAACAAAAGGUUUUGGAGGAAAGAUUGAAUGGACAUCGUUGAACGACAGCUAUGGCAUUGCUGAGGAAUUCAACAAGCCAAUCAUGAUGAUUUUCCAUCGAAGCUGGUGUCAGUUCAGCAGAGAUUUAAAAGAAGAAUUUGCAAUGUCUUUGAACAUUGCAGAAAUCAGCAAAUAUUUUGUCAUGGUCAAUCUUGAGGACGAUGAAAUUCCAAAUGAUGAGAAGUACAACAUAGAUGGAACGUACGUGCCAAGAAUUUUCUUUAUAGAUUCUCGAGGCAAUGUAGAUAUAGAGGUGAUCAAUGAGAACAGACGUGAUAAGAAAGCGAAAUAUUUUUAUCAACAUGGAAUAGACGUUGUUGCUUCUAUGAAAAAGGUCGUUAUUAAAUUGCCCGCACCUUCAUUGGAAAGAGGUUUUGGAAUGGAGUAUGAAUGGCUUAACAUGGAAAAUGCUCUUAGUGAAGCUUCAACUUCGUAUGUCUUUCUUUCAAAACUGUCAAAACUAUCAAAACUUUAUCUUAUAUUUUAUUACAAUGCAGCAUUAUUUUUACUUAGGCAAAGCCAAUAUUUCUCAUAA
Molecule: messenger RNA, 2328 nt
Organism: Xenia sp. Carnegie-2017
Lineage: Eukaryota; Metazoa; Cnidaria; Anthozoa; Malacalcyonacea; Xeniidae
Exons: 31
Coding region: 61-2328 (755 amino acids)
Cellular component (GO): endoplasmic reticulum
Source: RefSeq, a predicted model, not a curated record